Torulaspora delbrueckii is the source of this 1710-nucleotide messenger RNA. RefSeq lists its product as uncharacterized. The coding region runs from base 1 to 1710 and encodes 569 amino acids. The transcript has a single exon. The record is from RefSeq and is a predicted model, not a curated record. Gene Ontology annotation, molecular function: flavin adenine dinucleotide binding; NADP binding; N,N-dimethylaniline monooxygenase activity. NCBI's taxonomy places the organism in Eukaryota, Fungi, Ascomycota, Saccharomycetes, Saccharomycetales, Saccharomycetaceae.
AUGAUAAGGAAGGUAGCAGUCAUUGGUGGAGGUCCAGCAGGGUUGACGACGGUUUAUAACUCCAUCAAGGUUAAUAAGGAUAGUGAGAAUUCAUUCAUAUGUGUUGGAUUCGAGGCCAGAUCAAAACUAGGAGGUGUUUGGAGCGAUACACCUGGGGCUAAUCUUGAUACAUUCCCAAGUACAUUUGACCAAUUGAGAUUUUUGCAGGAUGAGCGAAUUGCAGGGGAUCCCAGGGCUUUGUUUUACGAAGGAUCACCAUUGAUAGGUGCGAAUUAUAGGCAGAUAAAUCUAGGCAGCUUAACUGGAUCGUCUCCCUCGAAAACAAUUAAGGUGGCAAAGAAAGCAAGAUUAGCAAGAGAUGGUAUUUUCUUUACCGACAAGACUGGUCUUUAUGACAAUUUCAUGAGUAAUGUUCCAGAAGAUUUGAUGAGGUACGAAGAUGAUACCCGUGAUUACAAGAAAGAUAUAGCACCGCGCAACUCUGCAAUCUCACCUUUGGUCGACCUCCCCACUAUUACAACUCACCUGAAGAACUUUAUUCUCGAGAACAAACUGGAAGAGCAUUAUAGAUUGAACACAAGCAUUGAAUAUGUGGAUAAAAUGGGUCCUGAUAAAUGGAUUGUCGUUGCCAAGAAAUCAGAUCCUAAUAAAGAUCAUGAUGACUGGUAUUUGGAAUCGUUUGACGCCGUUGUGGUCGCAAAUGGACAUUUCCAAAUCCCAUAUGUGCCUUAUUAUAUGAGCAGUCCCGGUCGCGAAGGCAACAGUGGCAUACAUCAAUUCAACCAGAAAUUUCCUGGAAAGCUAGUUCAUGUUAGAGAUAUUGACCUUUGGUACCGGAGAGAGCUGCCCAAUUACGAAGGUAAGUCCCACCAUCGUCGAAUUGUGCUAGUGGGGAAGAGCUUUAGUUGCAUGGAUGUCUUAAAGAGAAUUAUACAUCUGCAAAAAUCAGGUAGCUUGGAAAUAUUCAUAUCUACUGAUAUUCCCCCAAUGCCAGAGAACAAAGCUAACCCAUUCUACUGGUUUGAUGAAUGGCUUGUAAAAACAAACAGAGUCACAUUGAAACCAGAGAUCCUUUCAUUCACGAGUGAGUCAAAUAAACCUACUUUGACGUUCACAGAUGGUACGCAAAUUAAAGUAGUGGACCACGUAAUAUUCGCAACUGGCUAUCUUUAUAGCUAUCCUUUUAUGUCUCAAGUACUAAUGGAACAGCGCAAAAUAUUUGUUACACCAGAUCCACGUAAUGUUGACCACAGGCCAUCCAAUAUCUCGCGUGUGACUGGUUUAUAUCUACACACUUUCUCCAUCGCAGAGCCCACUCUCGCGUUCCCAGGUGUUUCCAGCAAUGCAAACUUUCAAUCCUUCCACAUCUCAGCUAAGGCAAUUGUCGGUGCAUUUAGCAGCUUCAAUCAACUAUUCAAAAAAUGCGAACCUACCGAUUAUCCUUACUAUGACUCCAUCUGGCAUCAGAUUUUGCCUUCUAUUAACGAUCAACUGGAGUGGUCUAGAAAAAGACUCGCAGAGACGGGAAAUAAUGGAUCCUACCACUUUUACUACCCCUUACCUCUCCUAAAAGAAGGCUGGGAGAGGCCUUGUGAGGAAUUGUUUCCCCAAGGUCAAGAUUCAAAGCACCUUUUUCCAUCGGACGCUCCAAAAUUAUCAAAGGACGGAAUUACAAGACUAAAAGAUAUCUUCCUCGAGGUAAUGGAAUAA